Gigantopelta aegis is the source of this 1738-nucleotide messenger RNA. RefSeq names its product Fc receptor-like protein 5. Bases 369 to 887 code for a protein of 172 amino acids. NCBI's taxonomy places the organism in Eukaryota, Metazoa, Mollusca, Gastropoda, Neomphalida, Peltospiridae. The record is from RefSeq and is a predicted model, not a curated record. The transcript is spliced from 6 exons.
CUGGUUCAACAGUACGAGUGAACGCACCCUCUGCAUUAAUUCCCGAAGAAGGAAGUGACGUAGCAGUGUCAUGCGCAGCAGACUGUUUCCUCCGAUGUGACUUCACGUGGACGUUCAACGACAAGACAAUAAGCAACUCAAGCAUUCUCUCUAUAUCCGGAAUUAACAGAUGACAGACUGGAAUCUACACGUGCACCGCUGUCAACCCAGAUACACGACAAACGGCAAAUACAACAGUACAAGUGGAUGUGCUGUACCAACCUGUUAUUAAGUUGUUGCAGUUAAAGAAACCCGAAACUAAAGCUGAUGUUGACGAAGUAAGACCCAUCACUUUGAUCUGUGUUGUCGACAGCAACCCGACAUCUAGCAUGAAGCUGUUCAGGGGCAGACGACUCGUACGACAGAUGACGAAUGUGACGAGUCUGGAAUACACCUGGCACGAAGCUGUGUGUCAAACCUCGGGGACGUACUCGUGUGAAGCAGAAAACAGCGUGAAGUCACCGGCCAGGCACACAUUGGAACUGGCUGUGGAAUGUUUUCCAGGUAAAGAAGACGGUCGGUUCGCGGCAGGUUUUGGGGCAGGGAUUGGAACAACAGUUGCCCUACUCCUGCUAUGUGCAGCAGCCGUCCUUUUGUACUUCCGGUUGAAGAAAUCUCGAAAACAGAAGCAGGAGAAAACCUCGAGCAGAAACACGGAACAGCAGCUAUACAGUAAUGCAGCUUUUGGUAAUCAAGACAAGUCUGCUAGACCGGAAGCUCACGCUGCACCGGAAGCUGAUAAUACUGUAUACUCAUCGCUUGGCGCAACAGGUUCUGAGUCACCCUAUGAAGGUCUUACAUUUGAUAACAGAACACAAGAAGUGACGUACGAAAACGUACAGAAGUGAACGCUGUUGAUUGGUUCCUUUCAUCAGACUUGAACUCCGUUCACUUGGUGAACUGCGACUAGAGAUAUGCUGAUAUCAUAAAGCAGCAGGUGUUGACAGAGUAGUUAACGAAUACAUUAAGUCAACCGCUACGUUGCUGAUGCCAGUUUAUGUUAAACUUUUUAAUACUAUUUUUGAUAAUGGAGUCUUACCAGAUGAAUGGCAUAUCGGUAUUAUUAUAACAAUUUUUGAAAACAAAGAAAAUUACCGACGAAUCACAUUACUUUGCUGCUGCUCACAACUUUAAUUAGUAACCGUUUAAGUUUAUUCAUUGAGGAAAAUAAUACGAUUAGUGAGGCCCAAACCGCGUUCCGUAAAGGCUACUCGACUACAGACCAUAUGUUUUACAUUACGUCACUUAAUAGAUAUCUUGAGAGAAAAAAAAUUAUAUUGCGGUUUUGUGGAUUUUAAGAAAGCAUUCGACACGGUACCUAGAAUACAGCUCUGGCAUAAACUACCACAGCAUAACAUAACCGGUAAUUUUUUUAGAAUUAUCCAUCAAAUGUAUCAAGGCGUUAAAUCAAUGAUUGUCGUAAAUAAUCAGCAAUCUACUUUAUUCCCAUGUAACAACGGUAUCCGUCAAGGUGAAAAUUUAUCCCCUAUUCUAUUCUCCCUGUAUUUUUAUGAUUUAGAAGAUUAUUUAUCUAGCCAUGGAUGUGAAAGGGUUUCCCCUACAGGAGACAACCAAGAUCACACAAUAGAUAUUGCUUUACACAUGCGUUGCUUGUUAUAUGCAGACGGAGCUGCCCUAUUAUCAACCACUGCAGCAGACCUCCAACACACCUUAAAUAUGUUUUAUCAAUAUUGCAAUA